UUUGAAUUGUGAAAGUACCGUUGAUGUUGUUGAAUUAUUUAGGCGGCGCGUUUAUGAAGUAACAGAUAUCCAGCUGUCGGUGGAAAACAAAACAAACAAACAAAUAAACAAGACCAGAAGGGAAACACGAAGAUAGUAUGAAAAUUGAAGGUUCUUCGUACCAGAUGAGGAACAAUGCUGGCCAUGGACCAAGGUGUGGUGGAGGAAUGGCUGUCUGAGUUCAAGACGUUUCCUGAGACGGCCAUCUCCAGCUAUGCUGCGUCUCUGAAGGAAAAGGCUUCGCUGGUCCCUGCGCUCUAUAAAGUUAUCCGAGAGAACUACAGCGAUCUCUUGGAGCCAGUAUGUCACCAGCUGUUUGAGUUCUACCGGAGCGGAGAGGCUCGUCUUCAGCGCUUCACCCUGCAGUUCCUGCCCGAGCUGGUGUGGAGUUACUUGUCGGUGAGCGCCAGCCGGAACCCUCACCACAGCGGCUGCAUCGAGGCUCUUCUGCUGGGUAUCUACAACCUGGAAAUAGUUGAUAAAGAUGGUCAAAGCAAAGUGUUAUCCUUCACCGUCCCCUCCUUAUCCAAACCAUCAGUGUACCAUGAGCCUUCUGCCAUCGGCUCCAUGGCCCUAACUGAAGGAGCUCUCGCCAAUCACGGGCUUAGUCGAGUUGUUUACAGUGGACCACACCUCCAGAGAGAGACGUUCACAGCACAGAACAGGUUUGAAGUGCUGACGUUCCUGCUGCUUUGCUACAACGCUGCUCUGAGCUACAUGAAUAGUUCUUCCCUACAGUCUCUGUGUCAGCUCAGCUCCAGAGUGUGUAUCUGCGGAUAUCCGAGGCAGCAGGUCCGGAGGUAUAAAGGCAUCAACAGCAGGAUGAUCGUGACCUCGGAGUUCCUGGUCCAGCUGAUCACGGGUAUUCACUUUGCUCUGUGUAACGGAGAGCCUGAUUUGGGCUCCAAAGCUCUGGAAGAUGUUCUGUAUCGAGCUCAGUUGGAGCUUUACCCAGAAGUCUUGCUGGUGGGAAAUGCCAUCAAGUCGUCGCUCCGUGGUGCUGCUCUAAAGUCCAAUAAGGAAGGCACGCGGUCCAUCCAGGUCGAGAUCACACCUACUUCCUCACGGAUCUCCAGAAACGCCGUCACCAGUCUCUCCAUCCGCGGCCACCGCUGGAAACGGCACGACGCAGUGGAUCUGGGUUCCCCGGAAGAGCUGAUGGAGAUCUCUGAGGUGGACGAGGGCAUCUGUACACAGGCUGCGGUGAAGGAGGGCAGCCCCCCGAUCAUCGUGGUGAGCAGCACAAACGCCACGCCAGGCAUCGGGAAAACAGCUGGCAAGGGCCUGCGGCGCCUAACGGGCAGCAAAUCCAGCAAGGACAAGGAGAGAGAGAAGGAGAAAGAGGGCGAGGUCACACGCAAGCAGUCGUGCGGCCGGGCCAUGAGCGAGAACUUGGAGCUGCUCUCGCUCAAGCGCCUCACGCUCACCUCCAGCCAGUCAGUGCCUAAAGGGGGUGCGCUCAGCCUCUCGCGCACAGCCAGCGCCGCCUUCUCUCGCUCCUUUGAGCAGGUCAGCAACGCGCUGGGCGUGACCAAUCGGGCAUCCAGCCCCGCCUCUAAUCACAGCCCCAAGGAGAACAGGCACUCGGCCUGCAGCCUGCAAGAGGAAGCCUACGUCGAGCACCUGAGCCCGGCUAACAUCGGCCUGCAGCUCGGCCCAGACGCCUGACGAUACGGAUUCGCUCCCAGACCUGCCGGAUUUUGAGCCAUACUUUCCACUGGUGUCCUAAAAAUACUCUGAGAAAUCGAGACCACUCCUGCCCCCUGGUGGCAAAUCAAAACUGUUGCACCUUAAAGAAACUCCAGUUCUGUUUUAUUUUUGUGGUGUCUUCAUUGAAGCGGUGUUCAAAAAUGUGUGUUUAUAAAAAAUAAAUUAAUUUAAAAAAAAUCCUCAUUUCUACCAUGAACUUGAUACUGUGGAUCGUCUGUAAAAGUCUGACUUUGGCUUGUUAAAGAUAUUUUUGAUGCUGUAUUGAUUCAUCUUGGAGAGUGUUUAUGCUCAAGUAGCUUUCCAUCCAAACAGGGUGUUGAUUAUAUAUGCAAAGGUUGUUCCCUUUGCUUUUUAAAGUGUCUGUGUGUGUGUAUGGCUGUUGGGGCGUAAAAUAAAUUCUGGGUGAAUUUUCACUGCCUUCCUUUAUGUACUGGGCUUUAAGGAAAGCCAUCAGUUUUAAAAUAACACUCCUGAUACUUUGGCAAUAUAUUGUGGUGUGUGUGUGUGGAUUUUUUUUUUUUUUUUAAGCCCAAGAACUGAAGUCCCAAUCAAUAGUAAUCGAAUUUAAGACCAAAAUAUAAUUUGUUUACGUGUUACAAUUUCUUCUUGUUGUAUUUCUGAAGCAAUAGCAUUGUUUUGGCAACAGAAUCUGACUUUUGUAUCAGCACUCAUAAAUUUUUUUUUUUUUUGUACAUAUUGUAAUGACUGUGGUGUUUCACUGAAGAAGAAUCCAGUAUUAACGUGACUCGGAGGUUGAAAACGCAGAAUCGGUUUGUGGGACGGCCAAAUUGUUCUCACCACUUAAUUCUUGCUUUUAAAUCCUCGUCCCAUCCUGUUCAGUGUGUUCGCUGCUCCUGUUGGGAAGAGCUUUGUGCUUUUGAUAAUUAGCCGUCGGAUUGUUUUUCAUGAGCAACUCUGACAAAACACUGUGGUAUUGUCAUGGACUUGUGUGUCAGUUUUGGAAAAAUAAAAGCCAUGGUUUCGAUUUUUUUUUUUUUCCUUUUGGAUUUUGAAAAAGUUUUACAAAAAUAUCUGGUCUGAAAAGAUGCUUAUUUUAGUUUUUAAUUAAUAAAUUUGAAUGGUUGAACAGUAA
Molecule: messenger RNA, 2842 nt
Organism: Neoarius graeffei (lesser salmon catfish)
Lineage: Eukaryota; Metazoa; Chordata; Actinopteri; Siluriformes; Ariidae
Gene: hycc1
Product: hyccin PI4KA lipid kinase complex subunit 1
Exons: 11
Coding region: 175-1707 (510 amino acids)
Biological process (GO): protein localization to plasma membrane; phosphatidylinositol phosphate biosynthetic process
Cellular component (GO): plasma membrane
Source: RefSeq, a predicted model, not a curated record